AUGGAGCAUCACCCGAGUAGCAAUAUUGAAGCAGAAGUAUAUGCGUUUAAUGAUUUCAAAUGCCAUCCUGCGGUCCCUUUGGAACCCCCUUCUAAUACCGAGCCUUGGCAUCCAUUCCAUUCCCGACUUGAGUUCGAAGUUGAACUUGCCCUUGAGGCAGGUUUAAAUAACGAACAAACCGACCGACUUAUCAAAAUAUGUCAUCAUUGCACCGUUGGGAAGGAAAAUUUCACAUUCAAGAACCACAAAGACAUCCAUGUCAAGUGGGAAGCGGCUUCUUUUCGCAUUACUAAGUUUACCAAGGAAGUCAUUUCGGUCCCAUACGACGGCAAAACGUGGAACUUUGACCUACAUUACAGGGAUCUCUGGGGAUUAGCUAGUGACCUACUUGGGGACCCUCACAUUUUUCCACAUUUCACGUUUGACGCGCAACACUUAUCUAAGUUUGAUGGGGAGACUUUCGUUCGCUUCGUCGACGAACCAUACACUGCGCAGGAUUUCUGGGAUGUACAAUCACAAUUACUGCCAGGCGGGAAGCCCUUGGCCUUCAUACUAUACACUGACAAAACGAGACUAUCAUCGUUUGGGACAGUGAAGGGCUAUCCUGUGGUUGCACAUUUAGCAAAUCUGCCCACUGGUAUUCGAAAUGGACAAGGCACCAGUAGCGGCUACAUGAUAGGAUGGCUACCAAUUGUAAAGGAAGAUAAGGACUAUGCUGGAAAGCCCAGCUGGGUAAACUUCAAAAACGCGGUCUGGCACGAGUCAUUUCGAAGAAUCACGUCGUCGUUAGCAUCGAAAUCGAGGGUGGGACAAUGGUUCACUUGCAUGGAUGGCGUUGAAUGCUGGUUUUUCCUCAUUGUGCUUAUUUUGUCUACUGACUAUGAGGAGCAGUGUGUGAUGUCGCUAACACGAGGAGUCAUGAGCCUAUGGCCAUGUCCCAUAUGUCUUGUCCCUCGAGAUGCGCUCAGUGAUACCUCAAAGACAUACAUGCGCCGGACUGCAGAUGAUUCACGUGCUGCAGUAACAACUGCACGAGCAAAAGAUACCAUAAAAGAGCCAGAGGAGGUUCUAAAAGUACUAGGACUACGUAACAUCGAGAAUGCACUAUGGGCCAUACAAUACUCGGACGUCCAUAGGGCGUUGUCGCAUGACCGAUGCCACUUUAAUCAUGGCGGGCUUUGGUCACAUCACUAUUGGGUUGAACUGCAGAAAUACAUAGCAAGACUCGGACGAGCAAAAGUAUCACAAGUUGAUAAGGCAUAUCAAGCAUUCCCUCACUGGCAGGAUCUACGGCACCCAAACCAAGUGAUGAAUGUUUCGUUUGCGGACAGUGCCAUGCAUGAAGAUAUUUCAAAGAUGAUCAUCUAUGCUACACAUAACAUCCUGACGGAGGACAAAUCACCACUUGGAUACCUUUUGCUCCGAUGUGUGCGACUUUACCUUGAAGCCGAUAUAUAUGCCGCAUUUGAAGUUCACACAACUGCAACAAUCAGCGCAGGGAGAGGUGCUGUCCAGGCCCUGAUGGCACUUAUGAAGCAAUAUAUCAUUAAAACUGAGGAUGACGACGAAUCAGACAAGGAUUGGAAUUUUCUGAAGUUGCACAUGUUGACGCACUUAUUUGACGACAUCGAGGCCAAAGGAGCUUCAAGGAAUUACAAUACAAAGCCAAACAAGCAGAUGUACGGACCGUUGAAGGACUGGUACCAGGAACGAACUAACUUUAAAGAUUUUGCAGAACAGAUCCUUCGAAUAGAUCACUGGUUUCAUGUUGCAGAUGAUAUUCGUCGUCAUCUCUUGGACUUAGAUGACCAUCUAAUGUUCACAUCACAAGGCCAAGCAAACGAUGAUGAUGACAAAGAUGAAGAUGAAGAUGCUCAGCGCCCUGCGAGUGACUUCCUCCCUGGUUUGAACAUCGAUGGGUCUCUGCAUGUGAAACUCGGUUCCAGCCAGGCUCCACAGACAUUUGCUCUCAUUGAGGAUACUCACCAGAACGAUGACACAUUCACCAACUUCUGUGUCAAGCUCAACUCAUUUCUAAAUGACUUUCUCCCUGCCUGCAACAUACCCCUUCCAGAUGGAAAGAGAAUUCACCUCAAAUCAGAUGUUGCAGUUACUGCACAUCAAUUUCUGCGAGUGAACUUCGAGUCCCUCAUAGAUUGGCGGCAACACACGGACUACUUGCGGUGCAACCCAUGCUUCUAUAAUGCACCCUGCUUCGAUUGUGUCUUCAUUCAGACCUGUGCGAAUGUCAUCAUUGGAUGUCUGCUCUUCCUUUUUGAUUGCCCAGUUGGAGAGGAUCUGUUUCCGCUUGCUCUUGUCCAUCCAUUCGAUGCUCGCACAGCACAAGCCGAAUUUUUCUCGGUCAGGUCGAUCAUUCGCGGGGCACUUCUAGUGCAUGAUGCCAGCCUUGAUUACCUUGUCGUUGACACGGUUGAUACCGACAUGUUCCUCCGGGUGAAGGAAAUGCAUUUGCAGGCUGGACAUGUAGUUCACAUUUGA
Suillus fuscotomentosus is the source of this 2499-nucleotide messenger RNA. RefSeq lists its product as uncharacterized. The transcript is spliced from 12 exons. The coding region runs from base 1 to 2499 and encodes 832 amino acids. The record is from RefSeq and is a predicted model, not a curated record. Lineage: Eukaryota; Fungi; Basidiomycota; Agaricomycetes; Boletales; Suillaceae.